Molecule: messenger RNA, 1191 nt
Organism: Orussus abietinus
Lineage: Eukaryota; Metazoa; Arthropoda; Insecta; Hymenoptera; Orussidae
Gene: P32
Product: complement component 1 Q subcomponent-binding protein, mitochondrial
Exons: 6
Coding region: 268-1083 (271 amino acids)
Biological process (GO): cytosolic ribosome assembly
Cellular component (GO): mitochondrial matrix
Source: RefSeq, a predicted model, not a curated record
CGAGCCGAGCACUUCAGCACUCCACAGGCGCCACGAACCACCGGCCAAUCUGACGACCAGAGGGACCAGGACCAGUCGUCACAGUAACUUACCUAGGGUAUUUUACUUAUCCAACUUUGGGAGUCUAAAUUAACUAUGGAUCUGUUUUUCCGCAAUGAAGCCAGGGGACGACAACUUGGACUAGCUGCAAAAUAGUACUCACGUGUUGGCUGUUUCGAGGAUUUCGAAUUUCGUCCGUUUCUCUAUCGUUCUUCACGCCCCGACCUCAUGUUCAGCAACAUGAACGGUGUAGUAAGAAACGCGUUGCGCUUAUCAAAAAACGUUUUAAGGCCAACGUCGGCUGUUAAUACAAUUCGGCUGCACGCGGAAAGAGCGUUAUGGACCGGGUGUAGCCGGUCGGUUGGCGAAACCUCUUUCAUAGCUACGGCUAAAAAUUACAAGUCAGAGAACCACUCGAACUGCACUUGCUGUAGAGGCGCUCACACGAAGGCGGAGAAAGAUCUGGUCGAAUUCCUGGCCGAAGAAAUAGUCGCGGAGAAGAAAGCCCAAAAGUUGAAGACCAUUCCCACCGAAGUAGAUGGGUUUAAGGUUUCCCUCGAUGGCGCUGAAGUUUCAUUGGAAAAGAAACAAGGCGAUUCGGUAAUCAAAAUCAGCUUCAAUGUGAACCACACGGUCGACGCGGAGCCAGAUCCAGAAAUCGAUCCUCGUGAUGAUAAAGUAAACAUUGGAGAGAUGAAAAGCAAACCUACUUUUGAAAUCGACAUCGUAAGAGGAAACCAGACGUUAGGAUUUAGGUGUUCGUUCAACAGUGAGCCAGGAGCAUCUGGAGCAGACGAUAGUUAUAAUGACAUUUUUGGAAUCGAUGAGAUCACCCUCUACGAAGGCGAGUACACGGAGAAGGUGUAUGCUGUUGCUGGAGAAGUGGUCGAUGCGUACCUUUACGAUCUGCUCAUGAAUUAUCUGGAAGAAAAGGGCAUCACAAACGAAUUUGCCGAGAAGCUGGUCGACUUAAGUACGAAUUACGAGCACACUGCAUAUAUCAGUCUGCUCGAGGGACUUUCAAAGUUCACCAGCAAACCGUAAUUUUAACCGUAAUAGCAUUUAUGAUUAGAUAAUACGUGUUAUACGAAAUAAAAAUGUACAAUGUAUAGUCGUACGUAACCGUUAAAUAUAUCAUUCCUUCUCGUAUCA